UCAACACAUCCCAGCAUCUUGUUCGGAGAGAGAGAGAGAGAGAUCAGAGAGGCUUUGCAUUUGCAUCACCUUCCUGAUCCUGUGUGAGUCAUCCAUGGCGGCUCCACUGACCUGAUCGAGCAGCAAGCUCUCGCCGUCGCCGCCAUGGAGUCUCCUCAUCCAUCCCCCUCUUGAGCCAAGCUACCAAGAGCAGCCAGCUGGAGGUUGGAUCUCUCCUUGCAAAGUGUGCAUACCUAAUUUGGUGUGCUAGCUAGCUGAAAUAUUUUGCAGUGCUUUAAAUGCACCAAGACUUGAAGUGAAGCCAUAAGGAGGUGAUUACUGCGAAUUGAUAUUCUCAAAUCAUGGUCGUCAUCAUCAUCAGCAGAGGAUAGAGAGAGAAAAAAGAGCCAUCUGAAAAUGGAGUUUGCCACAGAUGCAAUUGGCACGGUCCUCCCUAAGCUGGGUGAGCUUCUAAAGGAAGAGUAUAACCUGCAGAAGAGUGUGAAGGAGGGCAUCAGGUUCCUCAAAGCUGAGCUCAAGAGCAUGCAACCCGCCCUUACAAAGGUAUCAAACAUUCCGCUAGACCAGCUCGAUGAGCAGGUCAAGAUCUGGGCUAGGGACGUCAUGGAACUGUCCUACAACAUCGAGGACAUAAUCGACGUCUUCAUGCAGCAUGCCAACGCACUUGAGACCACCACCAAGAAACACAACUUCGCGUGGUUAAUCAGCAAGUGUCGUGUAUUAUCUCAGGCAAAGAUCCGCCACAAAAUAGGCUGCGACAUCAAAGACGUGAAGAUCCAGGUCGAAGAGGUGAUGGAACGACGUGACAGGUACAUGAUUGAUGGUGUUUCCGCUGCACCUCCAAUGAUGAUCGACCCUAGUGUCUUAGCACUGUAUGAGAAGGUCACUAAUCUCGUUGGCAUUGAUAAGGCAAGUGAUGAUCUAAUCAAGAGGCUGUGUAUGGGGGAUAAGGCGUGUGAGAGCCUCAAGACAGUCUCUGUGGUUGGUUUUGGAGGGUUGGGCAAGACAACUCUUGCGAAAGAAGUGUUCGAAAAGCUUAAAGUGCAGUUUGAUUGUGCCGGUUUUGUUCCUGUGGGUCAAAAACCUAACGCCAAAAAAGUUCUCAUGGACAUCUUGAUUGAACUUAACAGACGCAAAUACAUAGAAUUUGAUGCAACAGCACUAAGUGAAAGACACAUGAUUGAUGAGCUCCGACGAUACCUAGGUGAUAAGAAAGAGAACCAAAAGAGGUACUUGAUUGUUAUUGAUGACAUAUGGGAGACAUCAACAUGGAAAAUUAUUAAAUGUGGUUUGAUUGACGGUAACUGUGGAAGUAGAGUAAUAGCAACAACUCGUAUCACUCAAGUUGCCAAAGAAGUUGCUCAAGAGUUUGGUGAAGUUUACAACAUGGAGCCACUUUCUCAUGAUAACUCGAAAAAGCUAUUCCAUUGCAGAAUAUUUGGUGCUGACUGCAAAGGUUCAACUGAUAUUAAUCAAUCGUUUGAGCCAACUGAAAAGAUCUUAAAGAAAUGUGGUGGAGUACCGCUGUCUAUAAUCACAAUGGCUAGCUUGUUGGUCGAUAAACCUGUUGCAGACUGGUCCACAGUUUACGACUCUAUUGGAUUUGGGACGACAGAUCAGAAUGAGGCAGUUCAGAAUGCGAGGAAGAUACUAUCUUUUAGCUACUAUGAUUUACCCUCCUACCUGAAGAAUUGUAUGCUGCACCUAAGCAUAUACCCAGAAGAUCAUUGGAUUAACAAGGAGGCUUUGGUAUGGAAGUGGAUAGCUGAAGGCUUUGUCCACGAGAAACAAGGGAAGACGUUAUUCGAGGUCGGCGAGAGGUACUUCAUUGAGCUUAUAAACAAAAGCAUGAUCCAACCGACGGAUACAUAUGGCGGCGUGAACGGCUGCCGCAUCCACGACAUGGUGCUAGAUCUCGUCCGAAACCUGGCAGCCGAAGAGAAUUUCGUGACAGUAUUCGACAGAGCAGCACAUGGCCUGCACCAAAGCUUGUCUUCAGAGGCAGAGAGCUGCACCGUCCGCAGGAUGGCACUGCACGAGAGCUGGAACCAAGACAGAGACGUCGGCAUGGUCGCUAGCAAGACGCGGCUGAGGUCACUCAAUGCCAUCGAGUAUCCGAUCAGCAUGAUCACUCCGUCGCUUGGGAGCUUCCAGGCUCUGCGAGUUCUAGCGCUGCAAAACUGCCGAGUCCCAGGAGGAGGCCUGCACCUCAAGCAUUUGGGCAAGCUAUGGCAGCUGAGGUACCUAGGGCUGGCACACACUCAGGUCGCUGAGCUCCCAGACGAGAUAGGGGAUCUCACGCACCUGCAGACGCUGGAUAUGAUGUACACGUGCCUGGGCGAAGUGCCGGCAAGCGUGGGGAAGCUAAGCAAUCUGAUGUGCCUGCGCGUGAAUGGGCAGACGAGAGUGGCAGCCGGGGUUGGUAGCAUGAGUUCACUGCAGGAGCUUCGUCUCGGCUGGGGAUGCAUCGACGUGUACGACGGCUUCGCCAUGGAGGUGGGCAAGCUGACAGAGCUGAGGACGCUCGAGGUCAGCGUAGACAAGGAGAUUGACGAGCGCACCGGGAAGGCUCUGGUGGACUCCCUGCUCGGCUUGCGCAGAAUCCAGAACCUAGCGAUCCACUUCAGCUCGCCGGGGAACAUGAGCCGCUACGGGGAAGGGUGGCUCCACUGGAAGGAGCCCCCACGGCAGCUCUGCUGGUUCUCCAUGCUCAGCGUCCGCCUGCCUCGCCUGCCGGCGUGGGCGAACUCCCCGUGCGUCCCGCGCCUCUCCGAACUGGACGUCGAGGUGCUGGCCGGGGAGCCGCGUGACCUCGACGCUGUUAAAUAUGUGAUCCGAAUUGUAACUGGAAUUAUAUCCGGAUUAGUUUCCUAGUAGGUUUCUCCCAGU
Messenger RNA from Oryza brachyantha (malo sina), 2889 nucleotides. Its product is annotated as disease resistance protein RGA5-like. Lineage: Eukaryota; Viridiplantae; Streptophyta; Magnoliopsida; Poales; Poaceae. The transcript is spliced from 4 exons. Bases 397 to 2874 code for a protein of 825 amino acids. The record is from RefSeq and is a predicted model, not a curated record. Gene Ontology annotation, biological process: defense response to other organism. Gene Ontology annotation, molecular function: ADP binding.